AUGAAGAUCCUGACGUGCCCAGCCCAGCUGCAGCGCCUGGAGGGGAUCCUGAGGAAGAGCCUGCCCCUCGCCCUGCCGGUUUUUGGGGCAGUGCUGAACAUCAACCGGGGCAACCCUGGCCAGUAUGAGGUGCUGGUGGACAAGUGGCCUGAAUUCGGCGCCGUGCUGGCCCGGCCCAGUGGAGAGGUGCCGGUGAACGAUGGCUACUGGAACACGCAGGCAGCGUUUUACCGGGACCUGGGGGCUUACCGGGCACUGCUGGAGAACCCUGAAUCCCUGCCUUGGGAUGCCGCCUUCACCCUCAUCGGGCUACAGGACGGGGUGACCACAGUGUCCCAGGACCUAGCAGGGAGGAAGGGUGUGGAGCUGGACAUUGUCGAGUACUACUCCUACUGGCACCCUGACCCCAGCACCAUGCCCGAUCCCCGGCUGGCCCCCGGGGUGCGCUUGGGCUCCCUGAGCCCUUCGCACGUGGACCUGCUCAACGACACGUGGCCCUACGGGGGGAACGCCCGCAGCCGGCGGUACCUGGCUGAGCUUUUGGGGCGCUUUCCGCAAGUCUGCCUGCAGGACAGCAGCGGGCAGCCCGUGGCCUGGGUGCUGACGGAUCAUUUUGGGACGGGCACACACAGCUACACCUUGCCCGAGCACCGGCGGCAUGGCCACAUGCAGGUGGCACUGACGGUGGCGGCUCAGCGGGCACACGCCCUCGGGUUCCCCACGUUUGGGCACACGGCGCUGGGGAACCGGCCCAUGCAGCAGCUGCAGGAGCUGCUGGGACACCAGCGCCUGCCCGGGAUAUGCAGCUACAUCCUGCACAAUCCUGGCCUGGACAGGGAUGGGCCCUGA
Molecule: messenger RNA, 849 nt
Organism: Cinclus cinclus
Lineage: Eukaryota; Metazoa; Chordata; Aves; Passeriformes; Cinclidae
Product: glycine N-acyltransferase-like protein 3
Exons: 5
Coding region: 1-849 (282 amino acids)
Cellular component (GO): mitochondrion
Molecular function (GO): glycine N-acyltransferase activity
Source: RefSeq, a predicted model, not a curated record